CAAAGGACUUACCCAAGCAGCGACUGCGGCACUACGUGUUAAGCAUAUUGUUCAAGCAGCAGUGGGAGGAUGGAGCUGGAUGGCCUUCAUGUUAUGAGAUGCUAUGGCUCGCAUCUUUCACACUGCGUGUGUGUGUGUGUGUGUGUGUGUGUGUGUAACUGUGUGGGGGGUAGCAGGGGGAGAGAAAGAGAACGAAGGGAGAGAGAGAGAGACAGAGACAGAAACAAAGAGGGCGGACGCGGUGCAGUAAAAGCAGAUGGGCGGACCCAAAUUUCUUCUGCUUCACGAUUUUGCGGAGGUCCACCCCUGCAUCCAGCCUUGAAACACAGGGUGGGGAGGAGGCAGAAAGGGGAGGGACUGCACUCCCUCUGAGCGUGCUAGCCCCGACUGCCUGACGGAUCACCCUUCCGCUCCAACAUGGCUAGUUCCUCAACGCCGUGACUCAAGCCUGUUGUGCCAGGCAGGGCGCACUCAGCAGCGCAGCCCCACAGGUGGCGACCGCUCCGCGAGAGGGUUCCCGCCAGGCUAGGCAGUGGAGUGCCGCACAGCGCGCCUUCCAGCCUCGCAGCCGCCACCCUAGCGGUUCCGACCCGGCGCCAGCAGGCCUGCUUGGUCGAUCUUCGAGCCAAAGAUGCGGCGAGGCUGGAAGAUGGCUCUGUCUGGGGGGCUGCGGUGCUGCCGCCGGGUACUGUCCUGGGUGCCAGUGCUCGUUAUUGUCCUCGUCGUGCUCUGGUCCUACUAUGCCUACGUCUUUGAACUCUGCCUGGUGACUGUUUUGAGCCCAGCAGAAAAAGUUAUUUACCUCAUACUCUACCAUGCCAUCUUUGUGUUCUUUACCUGGACCUACUGGAAGUCUAUCUUUACACUCCCACAGCAGCCAAACCAGAAGUUCCACUUGUCCUACACAGACAAGGAGCGCUAUGAAAAUGAAGAGAGACCUGAGGUCCAGAAGCAGAUGCUUGUUGAUAUGGCCAAAAAGCUACCGGUUUACACAAGAACUGGAAGUGGAGCUGUACGAUUCUGUGACCGGUGUCAUCUGAUCAAGCCAGACCGCUGCCACCACUGCUCUGUCUGUGCUAUGUGUGUGUUAAAAAUGGAUCAUCACUGCCCUUGGGUUAAUAACUGCAUUGGAUUUUCCAACUACAAAUUCUUCCUUCAAUUCUUAGCUUACUCUGUUCUCUACUGCCUGUACAUUGCUACAACAGUCUUCAGCUAUUUCAUCAAAUACUGGAGAGGGGAAUUACCCAGUGUUCGCUCUAAGUUCCAUGUCCUUUUUCUUCUCUUUGUGGCCUGCAUGUUUUUUGUCAGCCUUGUGAUUCUCUUUGGUUACCAUUGUUGGCUUGUCAGCAGAAACAAAACCACCUUAGAGGCCUUCUGCACUCCAGUGUUUACAAGUGGCCCAGAGAAAAAUGGGUUCAAUCUUGGCUUCAUCAAGAAUAUCCAGCAGGUGUUUGGAGAUAAGAAGAAGUUCUGGUUAAUACCUAUUGGUUCCAGCCCUGGUGAUGGACACUCCUUCCCUAUGAGGUCUAUGAAUGAGUCACAGAACCCACUGCUAGCAAAUGAAGAACCCUGGGAAGACAAUGAGGAUGACAACCAAGAUUAUCCAGAAGGCUCAUCAUCUCUUGCUGUGGAAACAGAAACAUAGCAGUUUUCACAUUUCCUGCAUCUCUCAGACAGGACUCACCAUCUCUGCCUCCCAUGAGGCUUACAGAGUUCAAUGUUGGAAAUCAUUGUAAUCUUCAAAAUAAGUCACCGUGUUGGAUUGAAAGCUUCAAAAUUUGAAAGAAUUCCAUCAAAUACUUGCUGUGUAAAUGUUUCUGGACUUUAUGUUAUUUAGUUUAGUGACUGAAAUCCAAUUUGGAAUUUGGUAGCAGUUAAUUCAAGCCAAUUUUUUUUGUUUCUUCAUUUCCCCUCCCCGAGUGCAUGAAAGCCUAAAUGUAAAAUAUAUCCUUUCAUUCAUGUUAUCAGGUAAAAGGAAAUUCAGAAAAUUUCCUUAGAGUCUUUAAUUCCCCCACAAAGAUUAUUAAUCACAUAUAUAGGGCCUUUUUGGUGUUGAAGGGAAUCAAACUACAUUUGCUGCUUGUGUGCAUGUGCUUUUGUGAACAUGUACAGCAUAUCUAUACAAAAUUCUGCUAUAGUGUGAAAAUCAAGGCUAAAAACUUGAGGCCUUUGUUUAAUUAUGCUUUUCCUCCAAAUAGCAACUUAAAUGUUUGCUAGACUUUGAACCAUCGCUAUAUCAAGUAAGUAUCUAAAAUUUGGGAGGGUGAAUCAGUACACUGUGACCAAGGUCCUCAAAUUGGAACUUGAACAACAAUGUAAAACCUGUUCUGUCACAAAUGUUCCUGAAAGCACCACAGCUACUCAAGAAGAUCAAAUUCAGGACAUAAACUUUAUUAAACAUAAUAACCAGUGUUUUAAAGACUUUUUUGUCAGGGUGUGGUAAAAUUCUCCAAUUACUUUUAUUCAUUUAUCUGCUACCUAGUUUUAUUUUAGCCUUUAUGAGUUAUUUUAUGACGAAAGAAAAUCCAUAAGCCUAAGUUAUGGCCCGUAGGUUUUGUUAAGGGUUUUCAGAGUAAUUUUCAGGUUUAAUUUCACUGCCUUUCAUAAAGGUAAAGUUUCACAGCUGACAUUAGCUUGAGGAUUAGCACUAAAGAGCUGUGUUUUCGUAGCAGGGGCUAUUGUACAGACAGUGAUAACCAAAUAGUAAUAUGCCAAUUCUUUCUUCUUUUUUUAGCUUCAGUAGUAGCUAAGGCAUUAAUACAGUUUGCAUCAAUUUCCCCAUUUAUUUAUAAUCAGCCUUUCUUUUAGUCCUAGUGCCUGAAUCAAUGAGUGAGAAUACUAGUACUUCUUCUUUACAAUAAUAAUAUCUUAAGAGUAUUGAUGUCUUUCAUUUUUUCAUCCAGCAGUCUAGUGCCCAGCUGCUGACAAUAAAAGCUCCAACUCUUUUAGAGAUCAGUGGAAUUUAGAAGCAUCUUACAGGUAUCAAGGAAUUGAGUUUCUGGAGGGAUGGUUUGGCUUACUAAUUUAUCUUCCCUGAAAUAUGUUUGAGUAAAAAAGAGUUGCCUGACACAAUUUAGUGUUGGGGUUCCAGUGGAGCUGAGAAAGUGAACAAUCCAGCUACUUAAAGCAACAACAAAACCUGUUCAUCUGGACCCCUAGGUAAUUUGGCCAAGGUGAGACUUUUGGCAUAAAUUAAAUGGAUUGUGGUCAGCAUUACAUUUGAGAGAAUACUAGACAUGACUACACUUAUUAGGGCUAGUGACUGUUUCUCAAACUCAGAAGCUAAAAAGCAGCCUAGAUGACUAUUCACACACUGGAUUUCAUGAUGAAAUCUUAUAUAUUCAGAUGGAAAAAAAAUUUCCCCUUACACUCUUUCUCAAAAUACUCUCUUGUUUGGGUUUUUCUUGAAAGCUUAUUUGGCCAUCCCCAUGGUUUUAUGACAGACAAGCCUUGUCUUCUAUUCAUAUAGAUAUGCACCUUUUUCUACAUGUAUGGCCUUUACUUACUACACAGCAAGUAGGCCUCAAAGUAAUCUUCCUCUUUCCCAUCAAUCAUCUUCUGCCAAGCAUUCAGGCAGAGCAGCUGUUAACAAUGAUUCAAAGUCAGAAAAACAUCAAGAACUUCUUUGAUGCAUAGGGUGUAUCAGCACUCAGCUCCCACAGAAGUCAAGUCACAAAAUAUAGUGUCAGUUAACUAUAAGGAUGUUCCGGAGGGGUAAAGCUCAGGAAAGCUAUAAUGCAAAGCUGAUUGUUUAAUGUCUUACAGAUUUACACUGUCUUUAAAAGGCCAAAUAAGGCUGGGCGCAGUGGCUCACGCCUGUAAUCCCAACACUUUGGGAGCCCAAGGCGGCCGGAUCACCUGAGGUUGGGAGUUCAAGACCAGCCUGACCAACAUGGAGAAACCCCAUCUCUACUAAAAAUACAAAAAUUAGCCAGGAGUGGUGGCGCAUGACUGUAAUCCCAGCUAGUCAGGAGGCUGAGGCAGGAGAAUCGGUUGAACCUGGGAGGUGGAGGUUGUGGUGAGCUGAGAUCGUGCCAUUGCACUCCAGCCUGGGCAAUAAGAGUGAAACUCUGUCUCAAAAAAAAAAAAAAAAAAAAAAAGGCCAAAUAAAUCAGGGUUUUACCAGGGGGCUCAGAGAUAAAAAGAAACCCUAUUCCUAUCUUAGCAUUUUAGUCUGAUUGGUUUAUAGACUCUGAUAAUAUCUCCAUCCAUGGAUCAUUUGAGUAUUGACUAAUGUACAUAGGUACCCAACUGGUUGAUUAUUAAUCAAGAAUACAGAGUUUUGUUUAAUAAUUAGCACACCCUGAUCUGGCUUCUUUGCUUGGUUUUCUUUGGAUCCCUGUCCAAUAACCUCAGUGGAAUCUCAUUCCCUAAUCAUUGAUACUCAUUUUCUCCGUUUGCAAAAUGAAGAUACUCAUUGUUAGGAUCCUACUGCUGAAGGGUGCUAUGUAACUUUCUAGUGCUCUUAUAUGUCUUUAAUUAUAGGACUGGAAUGAAAAAUUUAACCAUACAGUAUUUCUAAGCAAAAUAGUGUACUCCAUUCUUUUGUCCAUGCUCUUAUUGCUGAUUUGUUCUUGCAGGACUUAGAGCACUUUGUUAAUGUUCUUCCAUUCACUCCAACAGUGUCCUCAGAAAGAGACAGAAUAAAAAAAUUGUUCCCCAUGGUACAGCUGGAAAAAUUAAGGGGAAAAGAGAUUAAGUGGUCCCCAAUGGAACACAGCUGUCUGUCUUUUGCAGGGCUCACAGUUACCAUGUUCAGUACACGGUUAAAGUAACUUGGCUUCCCAGGACUGGAAUUAUCAUGGAGCAGUUAGAAUUUUGAGAGUAAUUACAACAGGAUCACAUUCUGAAAGAGUCACAUUUUGUCAAAAAUCUGAAAAGUAUGCAAUUUGUACAACUCUUACUUUCUAUGUGAGAAGAAUGCAAUAUGUGCCUCUUUCCCCUACUAGCCCCAUGUGACACAUAUUUUUCACACUAUGUGGCAUCAACCAGUGCCAUUACCUCCUGUGGCACUGUAGAGCCCAAUCUCAGGGCAGACAUUGCCAAGGUAAAGAAUGCACUCCAUGUUUAUGCCAAAUUGCACAAAGUAUAGACAUUGAGGUUAAUGGAGAUUUAAGCACAAUCCUAUCAAGUCAGUUUUAAGAAUAUUGAAUAUUAUACAUUAUUGUAACAUGAUCCUAAAAUUUAACAGGGCCCAAAUUCAUAGGAAUGUAACAGUCAUUGAAAGCCUAUUCUUUUCACCUCUCAUCACACAUAUCUACAUACAUGUAUGCACAUGUACACACACACACACACACACACACACACACACACACACACAUUUUCUCCAAAGCAGGCUGCCUGUUCAGCAGAAGCAAAUACUUUAAUUUAAAAGAAUGAUUAUCUGUUUUCUCCUUUUAGAAAAAGAGUCUAAGAAUCACAGCAUGUGAAGAACAUUCAAUUUAUACAUUCCAGAAUCUCUGCUCUCAGAGUAGCUAAGAGAUUCGGUACGGAAGACAUUCUAUGGAGAAGCACAGGGGGUAUCUAAUGAGAUUGUCAGGCCCUUGGACAAGAUCCAUAUUCUUAGAGUUCCAUCUCGUUAGGAAUUGGUUGAUGAGUUAUGGUACAUCUGCAUUUCUUUAACCAUAGCUGUAAUGUACCAUAUUAAAUUGUAGCCUUUUGCAUGUGGGUAUUAUAUAAUAUAAUAAUGAAUGGGUGGCUCCUAGUAGCAUGCAACCCAUGACUGUUUACUUCCCUAAAAGGGCUAGGUCUGUGUCCUGCACAGUGUUCAAAACCAUUAAAUGUGUUCUUUUUAGCAGGAUGGUACACAGCCAUCAGCAGAAUGAGUUAAAACCAACAAUGAGUUCAAUAUAUCAGGAAAUAGAUUGUUAGUAGGGAAUUGCAUUAAAGGAAAAAAAAAAUUAGAUAAGAUGCAUUCAAGGAAUAAUUACUUUCACUCUGCUGGCUUAAUCAGUGAAGGAACACAGAAGGAAAGCUGGCAGUGGGUCUUGGUAAUAUAUGAACUAUAUUAGAGUGCCAGAAAAGGAGACCUCGGUAGUUAAGCACAAGUUGCCAAUCUGCUACAAUUAUUUUUCCCACCAAUCUGCUCAAAAUGAUUGUAUAUAGUAUUCUUAAAACCAUGUGUCUUGGUGCAGAAAUAUUGACAAAUGCUGGCCAGCUUUAUCUUCCUAUAUCCUUCAUUAAAAGUAUAUACAUAUAA
This is a messenger RNA of Nomascus leucogenys (northern white-cheeked gibbon), 6199 nucleotides long. RefSeq names its product zinc finger DHHC-type containing 15 (gene ZDHHC15). Gene Ontology annotation, molecular function: protein-cysteine S-palmitoyltransferase activity. The coding region runs from base 632 to 1645 and encodes 337 amino acids. NCBI's taxonomy places the organism in Eukaryota, Metazoa, Chordata, Mammalia, Primates, Hylobatidae. Gene Ontology annotation, cellular component: Golgi apparatus; endoplasmic reticulum. The record is from RefSeq and is a predicted model, not a curated record. Gene Ontology annotation, biological process: synaptic vesicle maturation; protein targeting to membrane; peptidyl-L-cysteine S-palmitoylation. The transcript has 12 exons.